AGUUCUCCUCUUUGUUCAUGAAGAAAGAAAAUAGAGAAAUAUAGAAAACAAAUAAAAAAUCAUACAUUUCUCUCUUCUUCUCUUUGAAAAACAAAUCAAAACUCACCCUCUUCUCAAUUUCACUCCCUCACCCUUUACUCAUUAGUUUCACCUUGUUCAUCUUCUUCUGAGUGAUGGGUGUGAGCUGCUCUCGGUGCUCUCAUACUUCCCACAUCACAGAGAUCAUCAUCACCAGCUUCUUUCGCCAUAAAUCAUAGAAUAUUUCAUCUUUUUUAUUCGUGUUGGCUUACAACAUCAGCAUAAUAUACCAGCUCUAUUAGCAGAAUUUGUAUUUUUUUUCCUUAAAAAAAAGCAUGGCUAGUGCUGGUGGUGGCGGCGGUGGCGGUGGUUCAGAUUUUUCAGUUUUGCUUCAAAGUCAAAGAGUUCCUUGUGCUACUACUUCUCAACCUCUUGAUGCUUUUUUCCUCUCUGGGUCCUCUCCUUCUUUCUUAGGCUCAAGAUCUAUGAUGAAUUUCGAUGAUGUUCAUCGAGUAAACGGGUCAACUCAGCCUUUUUUCCGAUCCUUUGAUCAUGAUGAGAAUGGUGAUGAUGAUUUGGAUGAGUACUUUCAUCAACCUGAAAAGAAGAGGAGGCUUUCGCUUGUUCAAGUUCAGAAUCUUGAGAAGAGUUUCGAGGUUGAAAACAAGCUUGAACCCGAAAGGAAAGUCCAGCUCGCUAAGGAUCUCGGCCUGCAGCCUCGGCAGGUUGCCAUAUGGUUUCAAAAUCGCCGAGCUAGAUGGAAGACUAAACAACUGGAGAAGGAUUUUGAUGUGUUGCAAACUAGCUAUAACAAUCUUAAGGAUGACUAUGACGCCCUCCUCAAGGAGAAAGAUAAACUAAAAGAUGAGGUUAAUCUCCUCACAGAUAAGCUGCUUGCUAAAGAGAAGGAGAAAGAAAACUUGGAAGUAUCUGAUAAAGACGCGUUAUCUCAAGAACAAUGUAAAAAACCGAUUGGUGAUUCAUCUUCUGAGGAAGAAGUAUCCAAAAUUUCAUUUGUGGCCUGUAAACAGGAAGAUAUAAGCUCGGCCAGAAGCGAUAUAUUUGACUCGGACAGCCCACGUUACACUGACGGGGUUCACUCUUCAUUCCUAGAGGCUGGUGAUUCAUCGUAUAAUUUUGAGCCAGACCAAUCGGAUCUUUCACAAGACGAGGAAGAUAAUUUGAGCAAGAGCCUAUUGCCUACUUACAUCUUUCCGAAGCUGGAAGAUGCAGAUUAUUCGGAGCCGCCUGCGAGUUUUGAAGAUAAUGCCUUUUGGUGCUGGUCAUACUAAGUUAAAUCUUAGUAUAUGUGCAUCAAAUUUAUAUACUGUGUAUGUAUGUUUUGUUGUUUAAAAAGCUUUAUUUUAGGGGUUUAGUUGCAUAUAAGAAAUAAAUCCAGUUAAGAGCUCCCCUGCCUGAGACUUGAAGUGAUGUUGGGUUUAGAUUGUUGUUGGAAAUGGUGGUCUUUGCCUUAGAUUAUUUUGUUAGGGGCUUUAGAGUUGAAUGGAACUUUUUUUUUCAAUUAUGUGCACUUGUAAAUAAAUAAAAAUAUCUCCCAGUUUAAAUGUAA
Molecule: messenger RNA, 1588 nt
Organism: Mercurialis annua (annual mercury)
Lineage: Eukaryota; Viridiplantae; Streptophyta; Magnoliopsida; Malpighiales; Euphorbiaceae
Product: homeobox-leucine zipper protein HAT5-like
Exons: 3
Coding region: 354-1310 (318 amino acids)
Biological process (GO): positive regulation of DNA-templated transcription
Cellular component (GO): nucleus
Molecular function (GO): sequence-specific DNA binding; DNA-binding transcription factor activity, RNA polymerase II-specific
Source: RefSeq, a predicted model, not a curated record